CUCAUCGACACGCCUGGUUUCGACGAUACUCAGAGGAAGGAUGUCGACAUUCUCCGCGAAAUUGCAAGCUACAUGGUCGCCACCUACAAGAGCGAUGUCCGACUCAGCGGCUUAAUAUAUUUGUUUGCGAUCGACAACAGUCGACUCGGAGGCUCAGCAGCUCGCAAUCUUCGCAUGUUCCAAAAGCUUGUCGGACGAGAAGGCUUGCAUAGCACAAUACUGGCCACGACUAAGUGGGACAAUUUGGAGUAUGUGACGAUCGGCGAGCAGCGGGAGCUGGAACUGAUCAGCGAAGACGGCUUUUGGGGGGCGAUGAUCGAGCAUGGCAGUAAGGUCAUGCGACAUACACGCACUCGAGAAUCUGCAAUGAGCAUUGUGAAGGCAAUACUCAGUAAUAGUCACCCAUUUGCUCUAAAAAUACAGGAAGAGAUGGUUGACCAAAGACUGGUACUGCUCGACACAGCUGCUGGUAUGCAAGUCAAUAAGGAUUUGAUUGAACUUCAGCAAAGAUAUCAAAAAGAGCUGGACAUGCUCAAGAUGGACAUGGCCGAAGUUGAUUCAGAGGCGAAGAGGGAAAUCUCUAGG
Molecule: messenger RNA, 585 nt
Organism: Pseudocercospora fijiensis CIRAD86
Lineage: Eukaryota; Fungi; Ascomycota; Dothideomycetes; Mycosphaerellales; Mycosphaerellaceae
Exons: 1
Source: RefSeq, a predicted model, not a curated record